Molecule: messenger RNA, 7644 nt
Organism: Harpia harpyja (harpy eagle)
Lineage: Eukaryota; Metazoa; Chordata; Aves; Accipitriformes; Accipitridae
Gene: ZCCHC24
Product: zinc finger CCHC-type containing 24
Exons: 4
Coding region: 325-1044 (239 amino acids)
Molecular function (GO): nucleic acid binding; zinc ion binding
Source: RefSeq, a predicted model, not a curated record
AAAGACAGAUAGCGGGGCAGGCACCGGCCGGCCGGGCGGGGAGGGAGAGCGCAGAAAGUUUCCUGCGGAGCCCGCGGGCGGCGGCACAACAGCAGCGAUGCCCGUGCUGCGCGGAGCGCUGGGGCUGGGCGGGCGCCGCCGGCCUUAGGGGGAGCGAGAGCGGCGCGGGGCCCGGCAGCGAGCCCCCGGCCCGUCCUCUCCUCUUCUCCGGGCGGCGAGGAGGAAGCACCCCGGGCAGGGACGGGAAAGCGGCGCCGGCCGGAGCGCGGGGAGAGGGAGCGGCACCGCGGGGACAGCCGCCGCCGGCAGAGCCCGGGGGGAAAGAUGAGCUUGUUGUCAGCCAUCGACACCAGCGCCGCGUCCGUCUACCAGCCCGCCCAGCUCCUCAACUGGGUCUAUCUCUCGCUGCAAGACACGCACCAGGCCAGCGCCUUCGAUGCCUUCAGACCCGAGCCCUCCUCGUCCCAGCACCCCGACCUCGGCUACACCAAGAGCACCCCGGAGCUGGGUUCCUCGCUCAGCUCCAGCUAUCUCAACAGCUUCUUCCAGCUCCAGCGCAGCGAGGCUCUGAACAGCAGUCUGUACAAGAGUGCAUCGCCUUAUGGCUCUCUUAAUAACAUUGUGGAUGGGCUAAGCUCCCUCACUGAGCAUUUCUCUGACCUAUCCCUUUCUUCAGAAGCCAGAAAACCCAGCAAGAGGCCACCUCCUAACUACCUGUGCCACCUCUGCUUUAACAAGGGACACUACAUCAAAGACUGCCCACAGGCUCGUCCAAAAGGAGAAGGCCUGACUCCAUACCAGGGCAAGAAACGCUGCUUCGGUGAAUAUAAGUGCCCUAAGUGCAAGAGAAAAUGGAUGAGUGGAAACUCCUGGGCUAACAUGGGACAAGAAUGUAUCAAGUGCCACAUUAAUGUUUAUCCUCACAAACAGAGACCCCUGGAAAAGCCAGACGGCCUGGAUGUUUCAGAUCAGAGCAAAGAACAUCCCCAGCAUCUGUGUGAGAAGUGCAAAGUUUUGGGCUACUACUGCCGCCGUGUGCAAUAAACCUUCAAAGUGGCCUCUUCCCGUCCCCAUCAUCCUUAAAGAUCCUCUGGCAGCACGCUAUCAACAGCAACACAACAAAUCAAGAUAAAAGCUAAAAUAAUUGCCAAUAUUGCCUAUCUAAUAAUAUGCCUUACCAUUAAUAGAAUGUAACAUUUCUCCUGUGCAUGUGCACACAUGCAGCAGGUAUUUACAGGACUAUGAUUUGUAUACAUACAUAUAUAUGUAAAUUUAUAUAUAUAUGUACACACACAUAUAUAAAGCGUUACUGAUAGUGUUCACAACAGAACCACAGUUGCAGGUUCUACCGAUUGUUUACACAGACCCUAUAUCAUGGCCAGGUGAAAUGAAGUACUAUUCAAUAGGCAAGGUUUAAUAUUCACAAGGAAUAUAUGUUAUAAGUAUGGCUUUUGCAGUGGUUAAGUUACUGCGGGGCCACUAAUUGCAAGCACUUGCCCACAACACGAACGUUAUUCCUAUUAUAUGACAAGACAAAGGAAGAUGAAACAAGCCACAGCAUAAAAGAAGGAAAAUUAUUGUUUUCCCAGUUUUAGAAAGUCUGAGAGCUUUGUGCUGCUGAUUUCUUGGACUUUUCCUAUAUGUUACCAUCGCUUGGGCAGGGCUUAGACAAAAUCAUUUUUGCAAGAUGUGGCAAAAAAAGUGAAAAAUUGUUUGAGGGUGUGGGUUGGGUAGAAAGGGAAUGCCAUAAUGGGACCCAGAGCAUCAGGAAGGAUUCCAAGAGUUUUUUGGAGGAGACAAAAUUGGCUUGCUUGUGUGGCUAACAGAUCCUUCUCUUGUCAUAUAAUCCCGCUGAAAUGGUCCCUGUAUGUGUAUGGGUUGUUCAUUAGGCGACAAGCACACUAAAUUUACUGUGAAUAAGGGGGGAUAAGAAUACUUAAAACUGUCCCCAAAACCCUUAAUUGAAAGAUUAGCCAAACUUACUAUUUAUAAUAGUUUUAAAGCCACUUUCUGGAAAUAUUUUUAUGUCCUGUUUUCUACUGUACAAAUUUGUUAUAAUAUAAAACUUGUUAGCCAUAAGGGUGUUUUGAGGCAUGGGGAACACUCUAUAUAACCUUCCCUCUUUAUGUCUUCCUGAAGUACCUGCAUACCUGAGGAGAAAUGUAGAAGUUAAUAUUUCAUUACCCCAUUUCAGGUAUAACUUUGUGCAGGGGCAUCCUGCUGCAAAGAAGUAUCUCAUCAGGGAUUGGGAAAUGUCAUGAACUGAAAGUACCUCAAGACAGUAUCCUGUUUGUAUGUCUACGUAAGAGUACAUUGGCAAAAGGACACAACAAGCAAUUCACUUGCAGCAUUCACUAAAAGUUACAGGGAUAAUGUUUGUUUGGGGUUUUUUUAAUCAACAGUUUCGAUUUUUAUGAAGCUUCCUUUAGAGAGAUUGAUUUGUAUGAAUGAUACUUAGUGGAAAUACUUUAAAUCCUAAAUAACUUGAUGUGAAUUAAAUUUGUUUUGAGGAUUCCAUAAUGUUAAGACAGAGGGGGUUUUAUGCCAAGUGAUAGCAGGAUGUUACCAGUAUGUACAGUCAAGCUCUUGUAAAGCAAAUGGAAAACUUACAGUAAGCAUUUGUAUAGGAAAUGUGAAGCUCUGCAAAUUUGCUCUAGGGUGAAACUUUUGCCAUUUCCCUGCUUUACUAUAAGCACAGCAAAAUUGUUUCUGCUUAUUCUGGUGGUAGUGUCAUGUAUGUAUCUUGCAAACUUCAUUAUUUAUGGGUAGCCCAAGUGACCCAGCCUACUGGUCAGAGCAGCGGAUAAACAUUGGGACUCCUGUCUUCUGACCACAGCCCUUCCAUUAGCUCCCUGAUCUGCGGCAAGUUACAAGAUCCUUUUGGACCUCAGUUUCCUCCACUGCAAAAUGGGGAUAAUAAUACUUCAGUAUUCCUACCUCACAGGAGAGUUGUGAGGCUUACUUAAUAUCUGUAAGUGUUUUGACAUCACUGGAUGAAAAGUGCUAUGUAAUGCUAAAAUAGUAUUAACUAAAUUAACCACUUCGAAACUAGUUUUGCCCAGUUGGCAAUUCCAUCGACUAAAAGAGCUGAAAAUAAUGUUACUGAAAGUUAACACUAAUAACAGUUCAGUUGCCUCAGCGAAGAUAUGCAGUUUUAGCAUUUUCAAACGGAAACACACUUUGCACAGACUCCGAAAUUAGCUUAGAGACAAAUUCUCUAAACAAAGAUACUAAACUGCCCAUACAAAUAAGAAUAAGAAAAUACACAGGCAGAUCUAGGGGUGGAUUUUCAAAGCUUGUCCUCUAGUAUUAAUCUCCGUAGUUUGUUUCAAGCACAAGUAAUUUUAAAAGAGCUGCAUACUAAACCAGAUCUAUUUUUCCUCUUGAGCACUUAAUAGUACCUGAACUAAAAAAAAAAAAAAAAAAAAAGGAAAAAGGUCACCUUGAUGCUUCACAUCCAGCUAAAGGACAUGUAGAAAAAAACCCUUAGAUGAAGAGAAGGGGAAAUGUUGUUUUAUUUUUUCCCUGAAACUAAGAUGUUGCUAUCAACCAUUUUUUUUCUGCAUUGAAAUAAUAUUCCAUCUUAUGAUAACCACUAGAUCAGUAAAAUAGCACAUCCUUUGAUAUAGCUACAUCAAUAUACAGCACACCACCAGGUUCUGAACAAAGGCCAGCUAAAAGAGAACAUUAUAUGCAAUUGUUGCUAUUUUCAUGGCAGUGCCCUGUUAAAAAUUGUUUAUCCAGAUUCAGUGCUGCAUGGCAAUGCCUUUAGUUUAUGGGUUUUUAGGUUGUACUGAAAAUACACGUGAUCAGCUUUAACAGUUGAUGUCUAUAGGUGUAGAAUAAUAAUUCUUAAGAGCAUACUUAUGAGAAUUCAAUAUUUAUAUCAUUGAUAUUUUCCCAAGCAGCAGACAUAUAAGGUAUUCAAGUAAUAUUUAGCAUAUUUGAAAAAGAGGAGGAGAACAUAUUCUCUCCUGCACUCAUGUUGGGGAAAAGCAGAUGGAGAACAAAAUGUGUGGAAAAGCAAGAAGCAACACUGCUGUAAUUUGUACUGCCUAACUCAAGAGACUGCAAAUCCAUCCCAGUGCAGGAUGUGGAUGUGAUCAGGCCCUGGGCACCCCAGGGCUGGAAGUAGCCUGCUUGCCUUGCCAUCCCUGCCAAAAGUGGGGUGAGGAAGGAGAAUGACCCGCAGUCCCUGGGGAGCAGCCACAACCCUCUCUCCCCUGCAGCCGUGGGGCUGAACUCCUGCUUCUCCCAAGCUGUGUGGGGGCAUCCCCUUCUUUUCUGCCCUCGCUGCGCAGGGCUGAAACCUCGUUUCCCUAACGAGGUGGUGCCUGGGGAAGAUGACAGUGCCAAGCUCACACAAGGGGAGUGUUCCUCUGUCCCUCCCUGUAUGAGGUUUGCUCAUAGGAUUGUAGCAGUCAACCCUGGGCGUUUACUCCAUGCUCAUCUGUAUAUAUUUUGUGGGUUGCUGGAAAAAUACAUCCACAUAAGUAAUGUAAAACAGCUUGUGACCAUUGGCUUUUAGUUAAUGGCACAGGAGGGAAAUUUCUGAAUUUUUAUUUCAAAAAAAAAGAAAAAAAAAAAAGAUUGAUUACAAAAUGUAGAUUUCUUCUCUUUUUUCCCCACCAAAGGUAAUUCACCUAUAGACCUAACUAACUCUUUCCAAAUUGGAAAAACCUUAAAAACUCAGAUUUUUGACUGGAAAGAGGAUGAGUUGAUUUACCUCUUAGGUUUUUCUUAUUUCUUUCUGAUGUUCUCUUUAACCAGCUCUGCGUUUAGAACAUCAGCUAGUAAUCCUUGAAUGCAUUUUUAGACAGUCUUCCCAGAAGCAAAGCAAGCAUCAGUAAGAAGAGUUUUAAAUCAAUACAGGCCUCCCUAAAUCGAGUAUUCUUUAGGGGUGUACCUGAGACAAAUUUGGCUCUGUGCAUUUAUUUGGCAAACUGGAUAUUUAACUUCAGAUGCUUGCUGUUGCCUGUCUACUAAUCCAGCCAGUGCACACGUUUUUUUUUCUUUACUCCCCCUUUUGGGAUUUUUAAACUUUAUUUCUUUUAAAAAAAACCCCAAAACUAAACACAUUUUGUUUCCUCAGUUGGUCGGAACAUUUCACAUGGAAUUUGUCCUUAGCAUUGGAACUGCUCUGGAGAAAAGUAUCAGUGAUUUGAAAUGUGUGGUGUACGUUUUUAGCUGCUUUAACUUGAUGCGGCUCCAAUGAGGUUGUUACAAAUACUUCAUUUAAUGGCGAUGAAGCAAAAUCCCUGUAGUUUAAAGAAUGGCCCCAUUUUAGCCAGUUUCUACUGCUGCUACCAUAGACGUAAAAUGAUGCCACACAAGCAAACUUUGAGGCCUUAUUGUCUCAAAGUUGCUUUUUAAUUUCAGAUAAAUACACAAGAGUAUAUAUUAUUUCUGAAAACAGGUGUAUUUUGAAGUUCCCCAUUAUAUGGGACUUAGUUUGUAAACUAAAAAUGUGAAGUUACCUAUGUCUGAGAGAAGCCUUAUAUCAAGAAGUAUUCUCUACAUUUUACCUUUCUGUAUAACAUGAUAUUUAGAUUAUACAUGGGUUGCGUACCUGUGAUGCUCUAGCAGCUAUUCCAAAAAUAAAACUACUUAAAAGUUAAGAGCUUUUGGAAAUGUCAGACUUCAUAGAUUAGUUCUCUUUGUCCUGCAGUCAUGCAGAGGUUUGGUUGUUUUUUUUUUCCUGGUAUGGAUCCUAAGAGUUACCCACUGAACAGUAUGCAAUAAAUCAUCAACAUGUGUUUUUCAAGUUAAGUGAAUUGACAUACAUUUUCCACUUGCCUUUGCCAACAUAUUUUUAAAUGUGAUGAACUAUCCCCAUACAAAAAUCAUUCUUUAAGAUAUCACUCCAUUCCUGAUUGGGCUUCAACCUGUAUCUCUUUCCUAUCUGCAAAACCACUGCUGUCCAUUCAGUUUGCUGACGUGCUCAGAGGGCUGUUCGAGAUCUUAGAUAUAGGGAUGAUGGUUUGUGUUUCUAGGAUGAAUUUCAAAGGGACAAUCGUGUGCAGUUACUAGCUAUAGAUGAUUGAUAUAAAUGUUUACCCCUGUAUGAAGUAUUUUACAGUUUUACUUGCAGAUGUGUAUUUAUCUUGAGUUAUACUUGACAUAGAGUUUCUUUCAAUUUUUUUUUAAUACUAUGUGUGUAUUUUGGAAACCUUUUUAGAUGUUAAAAUUUUUGAAUGGUUACAAAUAUUUCUUGUAAUACUGAAUUGUUAUCUGGAAACUCUUUGCAGUAACUUUUUUGUAUAUAUUUGAGGGCCUUUUUAAAAAAGUAUUGUUUGUUUUUGGGGGAAAGUUUUUACAAUUUGGAAGCUUUCAGAAGGGCCUUCCUCUCAACUAGGAUACUAACGGAGGUAAGAGUUUUCUUAAGUAUUUUGCAGAACUAAGGAUGUAUCCUCAAGAAAAUAUUUAUGGAAGUAAUUUACUUUUUUUUUUUUUUUUACAAUGCUUUUGUCUGUAUAAAGUAUGCAACAGAACUACAUUAAGAAGGAAAUAUUGUCUACAUAAAAUAUUAUAUGAAAGUUGGUACAUAAUUCUGACAAAAAACCUUGCAAUUCUUUAAGCCAUAUUGUUUUUUGUUAUCCUUGGAUGAAAAUAUCAGUAUUAAGUAACCAAUAUAUUAUUCAAGUGCUUAGACUUAUAUGAAAAUGCUUAUACAGUUUAUUUAUGUGUAUUUGGGGAAGGAUUGCUAGAAAAAGCUAUCACUAGACAUAUAGCAAGUGAGGAGCAAAUAACAGUAUACUGUCACUUUAUGGCCUUGUGAGAGACACAGAAGAUGCUGAAAGCACCCUAGAGACUCAGCUUUCAGAAACUCUGAAGCACAAGCGUUGGGUUUCAAAUGGUGGUUCUUUCCUUUCCCAUAACCAGAGGGGAAGAGAGUUGGUUGGGACACUGUUUGACAACUUGACUUUCACAACUCUUUGCAGACUGUGAGCUCAGCUAUGCAGUAUCGGCUACAGCAAUAAUAUCAAUCAAAGGAUGUAAGAGAAAAGGAUUGAAGUAGAUUAUUGUAGAGGUUUAUGUUUAUUUUAAUUAGAACUCAUAGCAAUAUAGAAUAUGCAUGUGCACGUAUUGAAGCAUUUUUACACUUUACAUUUCAUGUAGUGUGAUUAUAUUAUGAAGGAUUGGGUUUUUAGUUUGAUAUUUUACCAUGCUAAAAUGGGAGGUCUGCCCAACCCUGUACUGGAUUCUUGUUUCCUUUAAAAGGUUAUUUAGUACAGCACUCACUGCCUUGUGUACUAGUGCUAAAACUAACACUGUAUCUUAUGAAUUUCUUCAGCUUUAAAAAAAUUAACCUAAUUAUUAUUACAUUUGUUUAGCUGUACCCACUGACCUUGUCAGAUUCAGCUGGCUAUUUGUAUAAUUUCUUUUUCUGUAACUGUUAAUAAAAUUGUACAGCUAAAACAAACAAAACCUAUGGACAAAGGCCUCAGAGGUACCAGUUCUGCUUCAGCAAUCAAGAUGACAGCUUGCUCAUCUGGUGACUGCGUUGCUAAAGAGACUGUAAAACCUCUGUUGUGGAUUGUCCAUAAAAUGGCAUUCCGACAUGUGCCUUAUUUGCUGGAUAGUAUACAGCUUUCCUCUAGUAUUCUAGCAUUUUAAUGCUGUAUUAAAGUACUGCAAAAAACA